Molecule: messenger RNA, 732 nt
Organism: Pseudozyma flocculosa PF-1
Lineage: Eukaryota; Fungi; Basidiomycota; Ustilaginomycetes; Ustilaginales; Ustilaginaceae
Exons: 3
Coding region: 1-732 (243 amino acids)
Biological process (GO): DNA-templated transcription initiation
Molecular function (GO): RNA polymerase II general transcription initiation factor activity; DNA binding
Source: RefSeq, a predicted model, not a curated record
AUGGCUUUCGGAGGCGUCGCUCUGCCCGGAUCCGGCACCGCCGGCUCUCCGACUGCCAUGGGGAACGCUGGCAACGGCAACAAUGCUCACGGCAACGGCAGCGGCAGCGCAGAGGACAAGAAGCAGGAGGUCGGCGCCGGCGGCAAGGACGCAAGUGCUGCGGCGACGGAGCAGGGCUUGUCGAGCGUCCACGGCAUUGUUCCGACGUUGCAGAACAUUGUGGCGACCGUGAACCUCGAGGUCCGCCUCGACUUGAAGACGAUCGCUCUGCACGCGCGAAACGCCGAGUACAACCCAAAGCGAUUCGCUGCCGUCAUUAUGCGUAUCCGUGAGCCCAAGACGACGGCACUCAUCUUCGCCUCCGGCAAGAUGGUCGUCACGGGCGCCAAGUCGGAGGACGACAGCCGACUCGCGAGCCGCAAGUAUGCGCGGAUCAUCCAGAAGCUCGGCUUCGAGGCCAAGUUCAGCGAGUUCAAGAUCCAGAACAUCGUCGGCUCCUGCGACGUCCGCUUCCCCAUCCGCCUCGAGGGCCUCGCCUACAGCCACGGUGUCUACUCGUCGUACGAGCCGGAGCUCUUCCCUGGCCUCAUCUACCGCAUGGUCAAGCCCAAGGUCGUCCUGCUCAUCUUUGUGUCGGGCAAGAUUGUCCUUACCGGCGCCAAGGUCCGCGAGGAGAUCUAUCAGGCCUUCAACUUGAUCCUCCCGGUGUUGGCCGAGUUCCGCAAGCCUUGA